Astyanax mexicanus (Mexican tetra) is the source of this 1095-nucleotide messenger RNA. RefSeq names its product olfactory receptor 1G1. Gene Ontology annotation, molecular function: G protein-coupled receptor activity. The record is from RefSeq and is a predicted model, not a curated record. Bases 1 to 1095 code for a protein of 364 amino acids. Lineage: Eukaryota; Metazoa; Chordata; Actinopteri; Characiformes; Acestrorhamphidae. Gene Ontology annotation, biological process: G protein-coupled receptor signaling pathway. Gene Ontology annotation, cellular component: membrane. The transcript has a single exon.
AUGGAUCAUGGCACGGAUUUAAACCGCACUGAGACCUGUUUCAGCCUGAUGGAGAACACCAGCACCAACUAUUCUGCAGGUUUUCUUCAGCUGGAGCAUGGCCACUGCCUCUUCACCUCCAUCCUCCCCUCAGAAACUGCAGUCCAUUUACUGGUGUUCGUCUUAGCCGUGCUGAUCAUCUUCUCCCUGCUGGUGAAUGGGUGCGCUCUGCUUGGUCUCGGCCACACUAAAGACCUGUCCUGGGAGCCGCGCUUCACCUUGCUCAAGAACCUCAUCCUGAGUGACCUUCUGCUCAUCCUGAGCCAGGGUCCCACCAUCAUCAGCUGCCUGCUGAUGAGGCGUACCAUAUUAUAUGAUGCCUGGUGCCUCAUCCAGUACUUUCUCAACACCACCUGCAUUAUGUGUGCCAUCAUCACCAUCACCUGCAUGGCGCUGGAGCGCUACCUGUACGUGUGCCAGGCCAUCUACUACCUCCACAUCCUCACCUCCAAACGUAUCCACCUCAUCAUCGCGUUUACCUGGCUGCUUUCAUUGACAAUAUCCAUUGUGAACUUGAUCCUCAUGAGUGCAGGGCACAAGGCUGCGUUGCUUGGCCAGUAUACCCCUGGGCUCCUGUGCGAGCCGGACACCCUAGAGGCACACCUGGGCUUUCCCCGUGCCGUGGCCGUUUUCCGCAAGAUAAGCGGCUUCAUACUGACCAUGAUCUGCAUCCUUUACUACUCCUUCGCCUACUUCCGCAUAUACCAGGAGGCUCGCAAUGCAGUGCAACCCUUCCAACAGGUGAACCGCAGGGCGCGCAACACAGUGCUCUUCUACUGCUCCAUGCUCCUGCUGCAACUGCUCCCCGUGUUCCUGAAGAUUGUGUCCGAUGCCCUAUGGGAGCUGGAGGGCACCACGGUCAUGACAUUCAUGCUGAGGGACUCUCCAGGAUGGACCCCAGCCAGGACUCUGCACAUCAUGCUGCUGGUUCUCAUGCAGGUGCCUCCAUGCAUCAACCCGGUUAUCUUCGGUCUCCGCAACCAGGAGGUGAGGCAGUCUCUACCCAGGUUGAUCUGGUGGAGGAAGAACAACCGGGAUGUGGAUGUAUUCAGCUGA